Spea bombifrons (plains spadefoot toad) is the source of this 3067-nucleotide messenger RNA. RefSeq names its product XPC complex subunit, DNA damage recognition and repair factor (gene XPC). The record is from RefSeq and is a predicted model, not a curated record. Gene Ontology annotation, molecular function: single-stranded DNA binding; damaged DNA binding. The transcript is spliced from 16 exons. Gene Ontology annotation, biological process: nucleotide-excision repair; mismatch repair. Bases 70 to 2844 code for a protein of 924 amino acids. Lineage: Eukaryota; Metazoa; Chordata; Amphibia; Anura; Pelobatidae. Gene Ontology annotation, cellular component: nucleotide-excision repair factor 2 complex; cytoplasm; XPC complex.
GCUGUUGAUGUUUGAUCACUUCCUGUAUGUUAUGCAACUUGAAGCAUGUGAAGCGGUACAGAAGCAGAGAUGGGCAAGCGCAGGGGAUCAGUGGAUAUCAAGACAGGGUGCAAAAAGCCCAGGAAGCAGCCUGUCAAGAGGAGAAAAGUUAGUCAGGCCAAUGCUGCAGAGCAGGAGGAUAGUAAGGAAGCUGUGUUCGAAGAUGGUAGGGUUCCAACUAAAAAGAGUAAACCUACAGCUUCUGGCGAGCCGUCGUUCGCAGCACGCCCAGGGAAAAAGAUCCUCCGACAAAAAAAAUCAGCAGACAAAGAACUGAAGCAAGAGGACACUGAUCAAGAAAUAAGGGACCUACUCAAGUUGGAAGAGAAAGAUGUUCCAAAUGCAACUGCUAAAGAAGAGAGCGCCUCGGAGGAUGGAGACGACAGCGAGGAUGAGUGGGAAGACGUAGAAGAACUCAACGGGCCUGUAUUGGAUGAUGCCCAAGCCACAACAUCCUUGGAACCUACUCUUCCCACCCAGCCUGUAGAGAUUGAAAUUGAAACAGCCGAGGCAGCCAGGAAAAGACAAAGGAGAGAGAAAAAGAAGGCAGAGUUUGCAGCGUACCUUCGUAGGAUGAUGAACAAGUUCAGUAAGGAGCUUCGGGAAGAUACACACAAGGUCCAUUUACUUUGCUUGCUGGGCAAUGGGUUCUAUCGCAGUGAGACGUGUAACCUCCCUGAUCUCCAGGCUGUGGCCUUGUCUGUUGUGCCAGUUAGGUUUACCAAUAAUGUCCGUGUGGAUCUGACUUAUUUGACAAAUCUAAUAAAGUGGUUUACUGAAACUUUCACCUUAAACCCAGAGAUGUCUGCGGAUGAUGGAGGCUCCCUGUCGACCACAUUGGAACGCAGAUUUGGAGUCUAUGGCGUAAGAGAUGAAGUGGAGAUGGUUCAUAUUUUUCUCAUCAUCCUAAGAGCUUUGCAGCUUCUGAGCCGACUGGUUCUCUCCCUACAGCCCAUCCCCUUAAAGGAUCCACCAGCCAAGAGCAAAAGCACUAACAAGUCUUCCAGUAGGGUCUCCAAAAAGAGCAAUCCAUCUCCAAAGGGGAAUAAAAAGAACCCCAAACAAAAAAGAGAGAAAAAUGUGAAACAAGAGGUGACUUUAUCAGGAGAAAGUGGCGAGGAAGAGAAGCAGAAACUCACAGACAGCAGUGGGUCUAGGAAAAGAGCCCUUGGAAAGAAGGGCAAGAAAGCAGUGAAGGUUGAGAACGAUGAGGAGACCAAGACAGGGAAAACCCCGAAAAAACUACUCAGGAGGAAGGCAGCUUCCAAAGUGACCUACAAGGAAGAGAGCAAAAGUGGCCCCGGGAGUAGUGAUUCUGACUUUUCUUGCUCUGACGAUGAUGACAGUGAUUUCUCAGACUGGGAGGACUCAUCAUUUGAGCGAAAGGUGAAAAAGGUCUCAGGACUGAUAAACGAAAAGCCAGAAAAAGGUGCUCAGUCCUCAAAAAGAAGUCCUGCAACCCCUGGGCGAACAAAAUCAAAAGGCUCCCCUAAAAAUAACAGCACUCAGCCCAACAGGAGAGGCAAAAUUAUAUCUACAGAUGACGAGGAAGAGGAAAUAGUCCAAGUAAGCAAUGGCUCGGACCAGUGGGCAGAGGUGUAUUUGGUGAGCGAGGAAAAGUGGGUGAGUGUGGAUUGUGUACAUGGGACGGUGGGGAAACCUCAGUUGUGCUUCAAGACUGCCUCAAAACCAGUGACGUAUGUGGUUGGGAUCGAUAAUGCUGGUUAUGUGAAGGAUGUAACAAGGAGGUACGAUCCUGAGUGGAUGACAAGCACCAGGAAACGUCGCGUUGAUGAAGACUGGUGGGAGGAAACGUUGAGACCCUACAGCAACCCCAACACCGAGCAACAAGACAGAGAGGAUGCAGAGUUUGAGGCUAAAAUGCUGGACAAGCCGCUGCCGACAUCCAUCACAGAAUUCAAAAAUCACCCUUUGUAUGCCUUGAAGAGGCACCUACUGAAGUACGAGGCCAUCUACCCAGAGACAUCAGCCAUCCUGGGCUACUGCAGAGGGGAAGCUGUGUACUCCAGGUCCUGCGUUCACAUUCUGCACUCAAGAGACACUUGGUUGAAAGAAGCCCGUGUUGUGAGGCUCGGGGAGGUUCCAUACAAGAUGGUGAAAGGACAGUCAAACCGUGCAAGGAAAGCCCGUCUGGCUGAUCCUGAGAAAAGGGAUAACCCGGACCUUGCUUUGUUUGGACUUUGGCAGACAGAAGAUUACCAGCCUCCGGUUUCUGUAGAUGGGAAGGUUCCACGUAAUGAGUUCGGAAACGUGUAUCUCUUUAAACCCAGCAUGUUGCCUAUUGGCUGUGCCCACCUGCGUGUACCAAACCUCCACCGUGUGGCUAGGAAGCUGAACAUAGAUUGUGUCCCAGCAAUAACCGGCUUUGACUUUCACUGCGGCUUCUCACAUCCUGUAACUGAUGGAUAUAUAGUCUGUGAGGAGCAUAAGGACAUCCUUCUGGCUGCCUGGGACAACGAUCAGGCAGAGAUGGAGAGGAAGCAGAAAGAGAAGAGGGAAAAACGUGCCAUGGGUAACUGGAAGCUGCUGAUAAAGGGGCUUCUCAUCAGAGAGCGUCUCAAAGCACGUUAUGGGAAGAAGGAGACAGACCACCCUUGCGCAACUGCAGCGGAUGGAGGAUUUUCUUCCGAUGAAGAAGAGGUUCCAACAGAGAGUCUGGCUGAGGAUGUCUCGGUGUCCUGGCCCCAAAACCGCCAGACUGAAGAGGCAAAAACAGCAAAACCGAAAAGCAAGAGAGAAAAGAAAGGCGAAGCCAAGAAUUUGUUCCCCUUUGAAAAGAAGUGACAUUUGUUUUUAAAACACAGACAUUUGCUGCCUUAACCAUCCCAAAGGAACUGUGGAAGACCUUUCUCUUCCUACCAUUAGUUAAAAGUGGAACCACUUUUCAAUCUGUUGCUGCUGCCGCCAUUCUGGGAUUGUACUGGUUAGAAGUUUAGAUAAGUUAUAGUACAUUAGAGAGAAAACAUUUUUUGUACUUUUAAUUUCUAAUAAAAUGAUAUAAAAAGUA